Messenger RNA from Tremella mesenterica DSM 1558, 573 nucleotides. RefSeq lists its product as uncharacterized. Lineage: Eukaryota; Fungi; Basidiomycota; Tremellomycetes; Tremellales; Tremellaceae. The coding region runs from base 1 to 573 and encodes 190 amino acids. The transcript has 6 exons. The record is from RefSeq and is a predicted model, not a curated record.
AUGAGUGGACUCUUCUACCCUGCAAUGAACAAUCAAAACCCUCUCAAUGCACAAGAUACCUGCUUGAUAUGCUACAUGUCCUUCAAUGACUACAGGACCUUGGAUUGUCACAUGUCCCUGCAUCAUCCACUCGAAGUUGCUCUCCAUUAUCAAUGGGACACCCUCAUCCCCCUCCUGCAAGAUAGAGUCACCCCUCAAAGCUUAUUCUCCUGUGUCCCAGGUUGUCACUUCACUUCUGCCAGUCAUAUCAUCAUGAUGGCUCAUGCUGCUAGUCAUCCAAGGAUGGUUCUUUGUGCUCAAAUCAAUCACAUGGAACAACACUUUGUUGAACCUCAUCUACUUCAAUCCCCUCCCUCCCAAUACAGUCAACCUCUCCAACAUCACCUGUCAGAACUUCAGUGGGAGCUCUACAAAGUGGACAUUAGGACUAGUGGAAGAGUCAUAGGGUGUCAAUAUAACUUCAGACACAAAGUUACUGGUCAAUAUUCCAAAUCUACAAAGGCCUGGACUGGGGGCAAAGUAUUGAGUGAGCUAGAGCCAGUCAAAGUUGGUUGGGGUAUGAUUUUUUGCUAA